Molecule: messenger RNA, 852 nt
Organism: Tripterygium wilfordii
Lineage: Eukaryota; Viridiplantae; Streptophyta; Magnoliopsida; Celastrales; Celastraceae
Exons: 6
Coding region: 1-852 (283 amino acids)
Source: RefSeq, a predicted model, not a curated record
AUGAGACACAGGAGAAACGGCUCAGAGUUGAAUAUCCACUCACAUUAUCCAGAUUCUUUGGGCAAAAUAAGCAGCUCCAACGGUACCCUCAAAUUAGAGAAAAUACCAUUUUGGGGGACCACUUUUGAUUUUGAUUGCUCCAACCGGUCCCUCAUAUUCACCCGCAAAAUAAGGAAACUCUCACAUCUUGAUCAAAGUUGGGGAGACUCCACUCUCCCUCAAAACAUUAAAAAUUAUUAUUUUCUCUUUCCUUCCUAUUUUCUCUCCAUCUUCGCGCGACCUUGCUCCUCUCCUGACCUAGAUCGGCACCACCACUUAGAUCGGCACCAUCAAAGCUUUCGUAACUAUCGCCUGCCUCUGCGCUUUCCUCCUCUCUCCCAUCACCUUGAAGCAUUUGACCAGAUGGAUUCGCAAAACAGUUCAUACUUCACCAGCCUAUUAAGUGGAGGAUCAAGUACCGAUGAUCCCUUGUUUACCCAAGAUUAUGGUGACGUUAAUGAGUAUAGUCCCAAUGUGCCUCAAGUCACCAAUACCCCUUCCAAUACCUCUUCCAUUGCUAGGAAGAAUCAACGGGGAUCCAACUUUGCUAUAGAUGAUGAUAUGAUGCUCAUUUCGGCGUAUUUAUUUCGGAACCGCUGCACAUUUGCAGCGGUUCCGCUGCAGCCGCUGCACCGUUUGGUGCAGCGGAAAUGGAGACAGCGGGGUGCAGUGGAUCCGGAAAGCUGGUUGGAUUUCGACAAAUAUGUCCCAAUUUUCCCCCGUAAAAUACACCCUAAUGUGAUGUAUGAUUUUGAGUCGGGACGAGUUGUGCGCUUGGAUUUGGCUGGAUGUGUUCGAAUUGUUUACGUUUGA